Podarcis raffonei (Aeolian wall lizard) is the source of this 7716-nucleotide messenger RNA. It is a transcript of the gene CYTH3, whose product is annotated as cytohesin 3. Gene Ontology annotation, biological process: regulation of ARF protein signal transduction. The record is from RefSeq and is a predicted model, not a curated record. The coding region runs from base 439 to 1635 and encodes 398 amino acids. The transcript is spliced from 13 exons. NCBI's taxonomy places the organism in Eukaryota, Metazoa, Chordata, Lepidosauria, Squamata, Lacertidae. Gene Ontology annotation, molecular function: guanyl-nucleotide exchange factor activity.
GGCGUCCCUUCCUCGAGGGUCGCCUGAGGGAAGCCGCAGCAGCCCCCCAUUUCCCCUCACGGAAACCCGGCCUUUCGGAGCGGCGGCGGCGGCGGCGCUGCUGCCUUGUGGCGGAGCGCGGCGUCGAAGGAGGGCCUGAGCUUGAGGCGGCCUCUCCUCCUCCUCCCUCCCACAUAAUAUUUCUUUCUCCCUUCCCUUGCGUGGGUCACAUGAGAAGGGGCGGGCGAGCCUCGCUUAGCAGCAGCAGCAGCUGCGACGGGCGGCAGCGACAGUCGGAGAAGCUCCGCUGAGGAGAAACGAGGCGAACGAGGACAUCGGCAGCCGCCUCGGAGCUGAGGGGAGCCGGAGCCGCCGGCCGCCAAGCGCCCCCCUCAGGAGUCCGCGCGGGCUCCUCGCGACGCCUCUAACAUCGCCCAGUGCUCGGCCAGCAGCCCCAACAUGGACGAAGACGGAGGAGGAGGAGGAAACGUGCCUGAUGAUCUUUCUGUAGAAGAGAGAGAGGAGCUUUUCAAUAUUCGCCGUAGAAAAAAAGAAUUAAUUGAUGAUAUUGAGCGGUUAAAAUUUGAAAUAGCAGAGGUUAUGACUGAAAUUGAUAACUUGACAAGUGUAGAGGAAAGCAAAACUACACAGAGAAAUAAACAAAUAGCUAUGGGAAGAAAAAAGUUCAAUAUGGAUCCCAAGAAGGGAAUCCAGUUCCUCAUAGAAAAUGACCUCUUGCAGAAUACUCCUGAGGACAUUGCACAGUUCCUUUAUAAAGGGGAAGGGCUAAAUAAAACCGUCAUUGGAGAUUAUCUCGGUGAAAGGGAUGACUUUAAUAUUAAAGUACUUCAGGCUUUUGUUGAACUCCAUGAGUUUGCUGAUCUCAAUCUUGUACAAGCCUUAAGGCAGUUCCUGUGGAGUUUCAGGCUUCCGGGAGAGGCUCAAAAAAUAGAUCGCAUGAUGGAAGCUUUUGCUUCACGUUAUUGCCUUUGUAACCCUGGAGUCUUUCAGUCUACAGAUACAUGCUAUGUGCUAUCCUUUGCAAUCAUUAUGUUAAACACUAGUCUACACAACCACAAUGUCAGAGACAAACCAACAGUGGAGCGGUUUAUAUCUAUGAAUCGAGGUAUUAACGAGGGCGGGGACCUCCCCGAGGAACUGCUGCGGAAUUUAUACGAAAGCAUAAAAAAUGAGCCCUUUAAAAUCCCAGAAGAUGAUGGGAAUGAUUUAACUCAUACGUUUUUUAACCCAGACCGAGAAGGUUGGCUGCUGAAAUUAGGCGGAAGAGUGAAAACAUGGAAAAGGAGAUGGUUUAUACUGACAGAUAAUUGCCUAUAUUAUUUUGAAUACACAACAGACAAAGAACCCAGAGGAAUUAUCCCUUUGGAAAAUCUCAGCAUAAGAGAAGUUGAGGAUCCGAGAAAACCGAACUGCUUUGAGUUGUAUAAUCCCAGCCAUAAAGGACAAGUCAUUAAAGCUUGUAAGACGGAAGCAGAUGGCAGAGUGGUAGAAGGCAACCAUGUGGUUUACAGGAUAUCUGCCCCCACCCCUGAAGAAAAAGAAGAAUGGAUCAAGUCAAUCAAGGCAAGUAUCAGCAAGGAUCCAUUUUAUGAUAUGCUGGCAACGAGAAAAAGAAGAAUUGCUAAUAAAAAAUAGCACUAACAGGGGACUCUUGUGGAUCUGCCUUAGCCAAAUUGCUAGUACAUUAUAAAGCCAAGGUAAAGUUCCAAGAAAACAAGACUUGUAUUGGAAAUGUAGUCACUUUCCUGCAGCAUCUACCUUCUCUUUGCCCAUUUAUAAUAUUCCAUAAGAUGCUGGAAGAAGUUUCAAGCACAUGGAUCUAUGUGAACUGAAAAUUUGGAAACCUUAUGUGCCGUUUUGUGUGUGGCAAUGUGUGUCAUUGAACCAGGAGGUGAUGGUAUGUAAUCUGUCCCUCUCCUGUUUUGGGGAGCCUGUGUUCUGGAGUGUGACCCGCUGCUGAAUCUAGCAUUCACAGCUAGCAGAUUACUCUUCUUUCUGGGUAUGCAAAAGUACUUUUCUCUCCCUUGUUCAAGCCUUCCCUUCCCUUCGCAAUGCAGAGGAGUUUGAGCCCUGAUUCAGCUCACAUCCGGUCUCUGGUGCUUUCAUUUAGAACCCCCAUCCUCCAGCUUAUGGAGAGAUAGGAAGGUUACACUGAAAAAGAAACAACCACCACAAGCCUGGCAGCUAUAUGAUUAAGAGGCGUCCCUCUCAUAAACAGAUGGCCGUGCACUGAAAACAUGAAGUUCUCGAAGAUGAAAAGGUUACAAACAUGAGUUUUGGCAGUAUCCGUGUAGCUUAUCUUUGGUUUUUGGAUGCUUUGGAGAUGUGUGACAUUGCCUCUCCAAGUGUUAGCCUGAAAAGCCUUUCCCAGGUCUCAGUUCUGUCUGGUAACAUUCAGCAUCAUCUUAUAUUUGUGUAAGGAUGUACUAAUAAUGGUUUGCAGGGCUCCAAAGUUAUUCAAAAACACCAGCUUUAAUUGUUCUCUUUAUUUAUUGCCACACAGGAAAAUCGAGCAAGAUUUUUGUUUUGUUUUUUAAUGGGAGCAAGCCAAAAAAGAGAGAGUAUAUGUGUGUAUGCAUAAUAUUAGUUAUCCAUUGUUAGUAGAGUGUACAGAAUUGCCUGAAUCCUUGCUGGGCUUUGCAUCUUUCUUAAUGAAGAUGUGUGCAUAUAGCUGGUUGCUAUAGCCAACUGAAAAUGAUACAGUUUGGAUGAUCAUUCAAGUUUUCAUAAGCCAUAGUUUAUGAAGCUGGCUCCAAGCCCUCCCCACUUUUCACAUUCUCCUGUUGUGUGCCAGCUUCCUGUGAAGAUUCUGGUUUCUGUUAAACCAGAGUCCCCUGUUGCAUCUGAACUCUGGCUUAACGUUGGUUAACAAACCAGGACAAUAAGCCAGGAUCAACACCUCUGCUGGGUUUGCAGGAGAACAGGGGAUGGUGGGUCCUGCUAGCCUGGGGCAUGUUCAAGAUUUGUGCUAAAGCACAGGUAAAUGUGACAUGCCAAAAUGACCGCUCUGUAUGGUUUGAGGAUAAGAAGACUCAGAUUUGAUUCCAUUGUACUUCCAAGUACAACCAAUAAAUAACAGGAAUAGGAAAUUUGUCUGCAGUGAUACCUUGGAGCUUUGAAAUCACCUGUCAGUCAGGGAUUGCAUAUUUGUGUUUUAGUAAGCAUAAAACAAAAGCCUUAAGAUACUGUUUGUAUAUUGUAUGAUACUGUUGGUUUAUUGUAUGUAUGUAAUUAAUAUCUGCAAUAUUCAUAGGAGGAAAGCCUUGGCCUGUGCAAGCAGCCACUGCUGUCCUCUCAGGUGGCAGCAUCUCUUAUGGUUAGAGCUGUAGAUAUUCUGGGAGGUGAAAAAACUUGAUGGGGAAGGAUUGUUACAGGAUCAGCACUGCAGCCUCAUAGGAGAAUCUGAAUAUAAAUAGCACAGUGGCUCUAGAAGAUAAUGGAGGCAGCCUUCUAUAGGGUGAAUUAAGACAUUUUUAUUUAGAUGUUUCUGUUUGCUGAACUCUGAAAUUAGAUGUAGAUUUGCAGAAUCAUGACCAGUGGCCAUGCUAGCUGGGACUGAUGGGAGGUUGGAAUUCAACACCACCUGGAGGACCCAUAGCUUUGCAGCAUUUCACCCUAAGAUUGUGGGCAAUUAUUAUUUUUUAAAUAUUUUACAGAACUCUGAUCCAUAGUCUGGUCUGGCUUUACGCUUCCCUGGUUUCAGUUUGUCACAUGUAAUCCCUCAGUGAAUUUGUUGAAAUUACUGACAUUUCUAACCCAUCUAAUUAGCAACCCUGUUUGCAAAUACUGUGUAAAUGGAGUAAUUGCAGUGUUCCAUGAGCUUCUUGUCCACGUGGAAAAUAACACACUUCUUAGGGGUAGAGAAUGUUUGCAUGGCUCCAGAUGUUCUUAUGUAACUGAAUGAUUAGGGAUUGAAAUUGGGCCAAACCUUUUUGCUUGCCCAUGAGGCCAGUGAAAGAAAUUACCUAAUUUGCAGGUACAGCUUUCCAUAUAGGUGUAAUUUUCCAGUAUUUUUCAAAUACUGGAAUCACUUUCAAGAUGAAGUUUUAUUUUUAUCUAUUAAUUCCCUCAAAUUUGUUAGUAGAAUGCCUGGGGGCAGGGCAAGUUAUGAAAAUGUCUAAUUUUAAUAUAGUUAUAGUCAUUGGUACCCUACCUUGCCAAAAAACAUUUGCUGAAUGGCGAUUUAACCAACAAUGGAAAAAAAUUCUUUUCUGCCUGCAUUUUGGACAGAUUACUGGAAGGCUUUUGUAUCUUUGGGAAAUUCUUUGGGGAGAUUGCGCAAAUAUUUUUUUAUCCUUUACCGAGAGAUUGUAAAUACUAAUUUUGUUCCAAAUCUCCUUAGGCAGAUUUGUUCCAAAGACCUUUUCCCAUUCCUGAACAUAUCCGAGCCUUUACUUCUGCUAUUAUCCAGCAUACUUUGGAUAAGUCUUUUGAGUUCUUCCAAGGCUAAUCUCUCAGAUUGUGUAACUUGCCUCAAUUCUGUUCCUCAAACUACUUGAGUUUCUUUACCAGAUAUUUAAAGGAUGCCUUAUUUCAAAGGUUUUCAACCUUUUUAGUCCACGGCUCCCUUGACCAACUACAUUUUUUGUGCGACAUCUGUGGGGCUCAGGAGCCCAGUUAUGUCACCCCUAACCUGCAGAUUUGGCAGCCUCUCACCCUUUUUCGAACACCCUCCCUUGUGGAGUGUUCCCUCAGCCUCCUCUCCUGUCUCCUCUACUUGGGAGUCCUCUGGGCAGCCGCUGCUACCUCCGCUGGUCUCUGAGCUCCCCCCACCCCAGCCCAAAGAGAGGUGCCUCUCAGAGGCACUGUUCACCUGGGGAGCUUAUAGCCAGGGAUGCGGCAACAAAUAGCUGUGCAAGCCUUUGGGAGGCAGAGACGUGAGAGGGCAUCAGAGGAGGGAGGGAAGGAAAGAAGGACAGGCCAGUGUUGUCCAUGGCACCCCGGACCAUCAUUCAAGGUACCCCAGGAUGCCAUGGCACACGAGAGAGAAAGAGAGAGAACUAAUUCAUAGGUCUAAGUAUGCAGAUACCAAAAGAUAUUUGAGGGUAGAGAUUAUUUAUCCCAAGCAUCCUGCUGUUUUUUGCAGUACUGUAAUGGUGCAGCUACUCCCAUCAUGUGAUUUCUUAUCCAGAGUAGUUUAAUGGCCUAACAAGUUUUGUUCUAGCAAACUAAGAAAAUUUUGAUUGCUCUUUACCAUCUGUAACAAACAACCUAGUAAUAUUCACAAAGAUCUGCUUGUGAAGAUCCCUCUUCUUCUUUUUCGUUAAACAUAGGUAAAGGUAAAGGGACCCCUGAUCAUUAGGUCCAGUCGUGACCGACUCUGGGGUUGCGGCGCUCAUCUCGCUUUAUUGGCCGAGGGAGCCUGCGUACAGCUUCUGGGUCAUGUGGCCAGCAUGACUAAGCCGCUUCUGGCGAACCAGAGCAGCGCACGGAAACGCCAUUUACCUUCCCGCCGGAGCGGUACCUAUAUAUCUACUUGCACUUUGACCUGCUUUUGAACUGCUAGGUUGGCAGGAGCUGGGACCGAGCAACGGGAGCUCACCCUGUGGCGGGGAUUCAAACUGCCAACCUUCUGAUCGGCAAGCCCUAGGCUCUGUGUUUUAACCCACAGCGCCACCCACGUCCCAUAGGUGUAAAACAUAGGUGUAAGUAAAUUCUAGGGUUUUUCCUUCCCAGAUAAUUAAUAUCUUUCAGUUGUCUGCCAUCUCUUUAUAAUCCUGAAAAAGUAUUUGUAGGAGGGCCAGUGUGGUUUGCCAUCUUAUUGCUUGGGUGAACCUUCUUUUGCUUUUCUGUCUUUUCUCUAUAUUACCUUCUCGAGGGAAUUCUUUGUUCUUAGCAGACUGGACGUAGGGUUCCUCUGACCAGACCUAUCAGGUGUGCCUUCCUUUUCUGAGGAAAUACUCUUGCCUCCAGAUCCUAGUUUUAACUGGGCAGAUCUAGUGCAGACUGAUGCUAGAAGGGCCUGAUCAAUUUGCCCAGUAUUUCAUUGUCAAAUUUCACUAGAUCACCCCAAAAGUUCUGCAGAAAUCACUGUAAAAAUUUUGACCUUUUAAAAAUCAUGCGCUCCGAUCCCUGUUGGCUUUCCACAGCCCUUUUUCUAGCACGUGCAUUUAGGAGAUUGAAUUUAAAUGGGUUGGCAAUGCCGGUGAUUCUUCUCUGGUUGAUUUUUGUCUGAUUAAGAGUCCUCUGUCAGCAAAGAACAUGUAAACCGAGUAACCAUGAUGCUCUAUAAGCAUCCUGCUAAAGUGCAGCGCAGCAUCCUUUCUCCAGCUAUAGAAUGGUUGCAGAUGUGUGUACGGAACAGUAUUAGUAGGGAUUGAAUUUGAGCCAAAACCUCCAGAGGCCAGUAAAGAAGCAAGCUAAUUUGCAGGAGUGGCUUGUGAAAGCUUUUGGCUUUGGUUGAGGUACUAACUUUUUGAAAAUACAAAAUAAACCUCUUCUUCAACCUAACUCUUGGUCAUAGGGAAUUGUAGCUUUUGAAAGCAGUGAGAACCGCAGAGGCUGAAAGCAGUGGAGGCAAAUGGCAUUGGGUACUUCUGUGGGUGUUAUUCAGGAAGCUGUCUCCACUUCUGUCCUGUUCACAUUCCCUGACCUUGUUCCAUGAAGUAAUAAGAUGAUUUGCCCCACCAUUCUCUUAUUGUGUUAUCUGAACUGGGACUCAUGGUUAUGCACUCUUCUCCUUAAUCAUGAGCUAUAGCACCCCCCCCCCCCAUUGUUUGUAGUUAAGGAGCUUAACCAUGAGGCAGGUUCAGAAGACAUGCUAAGCCACAGGGACCAGGGUGGCACAAAGCGAAUGCAGGCUUCCUUCCCCUCAGGAGUUUGCAUGGUCCCCCCUAAGCCAUAGUCAUGCAAACCAGACCCACGAGAACAGAGUGUUAAGCUUAAUGCCGUUCCCUUUUGUCCAGUGCUGCUUUUCAAGCCUUGAGGACUCUGGUUUUUGAAGGGGUAAGUUUUAAAAAGCACUUUAAGUUCAGCUGGCCUGACAGGUGCUGAACCUAACCUGAGGGAGGCUGCUGGUUGGUGGGGGGUGGAAGAGAGAAUUUUGCUUUGCUCUGUCACUUAAGGUUUUGGAUGUGUUGAAGUGUGCAGUACUUUAUAAAGUGAGCAGCAUUUACAGUGCUUUGUAUUAAAAAUGCCUAUUUUUUAAAAAAACGUAGUACAUAUCUUUCUAGAUAUGCUUGCUGGAAGAAAGGUCUCUUGGAUCCAGUGCAGAUGUAAUACUCUCUACUGACCAUUGCUUGCAAAAUCAAGAUGCAUCCUCAGAAGCAAUAAGCACUCUCUCUCCUCUGCCCACAAUUUCCUCUUUGAGAGUGGAAAGCUUAGCAUUCCAUUAACACUGAUGCUGCUCUGGUUGAGGGGGAGAAAGUGUGCUGGCUGUUGGCAUGCAAGGAACCAGUGUUACAUCUGCACAGGCCAUUAGAGCCCACAUGCUGCAAACUAACCUGUAGCUCACCACCUUUUCUUUCUAUAUUUUCUUGAAGAAUGUUUCUUAUUGACAGUUAAAUGUAUAUACUGUACAUCUGUGUAUUACUGAUUUUGAAGGUUUGUUACUCUUGUAUGCCAAUGAAUUUGCAUGGACUAUUCUGUAUCUAUAAACUGUUAUACAAAUAUCUAUGGUAAUCUUGUAUGACUGUUUUAAAUCCACUGCAAGUAUUUAGUUAACAAAAUACAUUGCAGAGGGAACUUCAUUCUCAAAAAUAAAAGUUUGAGUUCCAA